Strongylocentrotus purpuratus (purple sea urchin) is the source of this 683-nucleotide messenger RNA. Its product is annotated as NXPE family member 1-like. Lineage: Eukaryota; Metazoa; Echinodermata; Echinoidea; Camarodonta; Strongylocentrotidae. The transcript is spliced from 5 exons. Bases 27 to 683 code for a protein of 218 amino acids. The record is from RefSeq and is a predicted model, not a curated record.
AAAACUGUACCUGCACAAACUUCAGGAUGGGAUUUUAUAUUUCUCUAUGUGUCACCAUCUUUCUCGUUUUGUUCUACUGCAUUUAUAUAUCUGAAAGGAGAAGAUCGGAGACAUUCCUUUUGACAACAUUCAAAGAUGGGGAUUGGGUCUUUGGAUCUACUAGUACUAGAGGACAUUACGCUUCUACCGUCCAACAAACAACUCCACACCUCAAUAUUUCGAGACCCGAAACCGCUGGUGUUACGAGCGAUAAGAGUUCUACGUUUUACAUCAUCGAUGCCUCAAGGAAAUACCAAAUAUGUGAUCGUCUGGAUGUCAUCAUCGAGGCCAGAGACAGUAAGAAUCAAUUAAAAGUAAACGGAGGAGAUUAUAUCCGGGUCAGGAUCUACAAUAAUGACCUUAAAGCCGGUGCAUCUGCCGAUGGAGAAGUUGCUUAUCUUGGAGAUGGCAAGUACAAGGCAUCGUUCACAUUACGAUGGGUCGGGAAAACCUUUGUUCGUGCAAUUCUCGUCCAUCCAGCCGAGGCCGUGAAUGUAUUGAGACGAGCACGGGAUACUUGCCCAACGAGAUAUGGCUACAAUGGACGAUUCACCGGGACGAUUGGAAAUAAAUCUGUUGUAGAAGACACCGUGUGCAACAUAAUUACUCCCGAACCCAAUCCCAUCGAAGUCGUGAGCGAAUAA